Messenger RNA from Caenorhabditis angaria, 7094 nucleotides. The record is from the annotation of a GenBank genome assembly. NCBI's taxonomy places the organism in Eukaryota, Metazoa, Nematoda, Chromadorea, Rhabditida, Rhabditidae.
AUGCCACCAAAGCGCGACGUCAACAAAAAACCAUCGAAAAAUGUGAGUUAACUUUUCAGAUUAGCAAUUAAAAUGAUAUAAUAAUGAUUUGUUUCCAGUCCCGCCGCUCUCCUUCGCCGGAUUCUCGAUCUUCAACCCGAUCUCCGUCACCUUAUGAGCCGCCAAGGACAAGAUCGCAAACCUGCGCGAUGCAGGCCGCCGCUGCUCGAGCCCGUGCUGAUGCCGGUUUGCCCCCUCUUCCAACGCCUUCCAAAAAGGCGGGAAAGUUCUUCCUCGAUCCUUCGGUGAGUUUUUUCGGGAUUUAGUUUGCUGGUAGUUAGGAUUGGGUUUCUUGAGCUAAAUUUCUUAUUCAGAUUACUAUUUUUGGUCAUAAAAAACACGAAAAAUCAAGGUUUUUCGUGUUUUUUAUGACCAAAAAUAUUAAAUGGUCCGGCAACGGAGAUUAUGAGAACUUUUAAAAUGUUCAAAUGUUGAUGAAUGAAUCUCAAAAUGCAUUUACUUCACAAAAAUUGAAGUUGAACAUAAAUUUCAGAAAAAUAAAAAACUGAAAAGAUAUAUGUGGCCGAACUAUUUUGGUGGCCGAGAAAUGUCGGGAAUUCGGCCAAAGCAAUAAACGCGCUCUAAUGUUACAAAAAUCCUUAUUGUUAGAGCGCGUUUAUUGCUUUGACCGAAUUCCCGACAUUUCUCGGCCACCAAAAUAGUUCGGCCACAUAUAUAUUUUUUUUUGCAGUUUUUUUUUAAAUUUUUCUGAAGUUCAUGUUCAACUUCAAUUUUUAUGAAGUAAGUGCAGCUUGAGAUUCAUUCAUCAACAUUUGAACAUUUUUAAAAGUUCUCAUAAUCUCCGUUGCUGGACCAUUUAAUCUGCAAAACCUUCUAAAUUUAAGGCUUUCUCGGGCUUUUUCCAUGAUUAUGUGGGUCCCACAGGGUUUCCCCAAGCUUCAAAAGCUUUCUCAGGGCCUCUAGAUCUUUCCCGGGCUUUUCCAGGACUUCCAGGCUUUCUCAGAUGCAUUCAGGCUUUCGCAGAUCCAAUCUGAACAUGCCUUAAUAUUUCUUAGGCUUCACAAGCUUUUCCCAUGUUUCUGCAGGUCCCUCAGGGUUUUUCACAGUCUUUCUCAGGCCUCCAGGUCCCCACCGGGCUUUUCCAGUUCUCUCAGACUCAUCCGGGCUUCAGAAACUUCCCCAGGCUCCCCCAAAUUUUGCAUGUUUUUUGUAAUGAAUCGUAUCUUUUUCAGCCACCCAAGGGUGUGCGAAGGAUAGUCAAGAAGGUUCGAGAAGCGCUCUCCUGUUCCAAAACCAAGUCGAAGUCGAAGAAUUCUCGCACCACCACCAGAGGAAGAGGAAGACCAGCGAAAAAGACGGGAAAUAAGAAGAAGCCUGUUGUCAAGCAACAACCACAAGUUCGCCGAGCUUCGCCAACACCUUCACCAGCGAGAAGUCCAUCACCGGAUGCAAAUGAAGAUUCGGAUGAUGAUCGUUAUGAGCAUUCUCCUCGAACCCGAACUCCUCCACCAGCUGCUCGAAGAUCGACUUCGAAUGUUCGAAGCAAUGAUAGUAGAAGGGGAAGAAGUCGUUCUCCAAUUGCCAGUCCAUCUCCAGUUUCUCGCCGUCGAUCAGCGCACUCCACUCGAAAUGCCAACUCGAAUUCUUAUCGACCACUGGAAGUUAGUUUUUUUUCUCCGGGUUUUUCUUAUCUUAGGCUUGUUGGGCAAAGAUUUCUGAAGAAUGACAGGAAUUCAGAGGGUUUUCUAGAACUUCAUAGGGCUUUUCAGUUUGCAGAUGAUAAAUGAAUUAUUUUUUCAGCACGGCCCGCAGUUUCGUGAACAGUGGGAGACUAAUGUCUCGGGAGCGUUUUCGGAGCGUUUUAGAAGACAAGGACGUGUGCCUGUGGACGUAACACAGCCGUCCAGUUCUUCUCGACGCUCUCAUCGUUCCCGCCGAUCCCGCCACGAAGAACAACGCACUCAGGAAGAAGAUGAAGAUUCUGGAUCGGAUGUCAAUCAACCGUCGACUAGUCGUGGACAAGGUUCAACUCGCAGACGUCGUUAGUUUAUUUCUCAUUUUUCAUAGUUUUUUUGGGUUUAUUGGGUAUUCAUUAUUUUCUUGUCAAAUAGGUCUUAUUUUGGGGAUUUCUUUAUUUUACUUUUUGGUUUUUUUCCGGUAUUAUUUCAAUUUUUUCUGUCAAAUAUUUCUACGUAUUUUUGUGUCUCCUUCUUCACCGUAUUUUUAUUUGGGGUCACUGUAUUGCUGUCAAAUAGAAUUUUUUCCCGCUCUCCAACUCGUAUUUGCUGUGAAUAUUCGGCUCUUUUAUUUUUUCUUUCAUAAAUUUUUUGUAUUUGAAGAUGUGUUUGAAAUAUUGACUUCCAUCUCUUCUCCGGCUUCUCAGAAUUUUGUGGUGACUCUUUAAUUGAAAAGAGAAUGAAAAUACGGUCAUUGGAUUUGUGAGCCGAGAGGUGGUGGGUUCGAAUCCCACCCGAUGCAAUGUUUUUUAUUUUUAUUUUUGUUCUUGAGAAAUAUGUUUCUGGGGAUACCAUAGCUUGAAAUUAGUCUUUUUUUGGCAGAGGAAGUUCUGGACUUACUGAAAGUCUUGUUUUUUUUUUGAAAGAAACGGCUAUUGUAGAAUAACAUUUUCUCGAUGUCAGAAGACUUCAGGAGGUUCCAAAAGGCUUCACAAGCCUUCAGGGGGCUUCACAAGCCUUCAGAAGGCUUCAGGAGGCUUCAGAAGGUUGUAAAGGGCUCCAGAAGACUUCAGGAGGUUCCAAAAGGCUUCAGGAGGCUUCAGAAGGCUUCCGAAGGCUUCACAAGCCUUCAGGAGGCUCCAGAAGGUUUCACAAGCCUUCAGGGGGCUUCACAAGCCUUCAUGAAGCUUCAGAAGGCUUCACAAGCCUUGAGGAGGCUCCAGAAAGUUUCACUAGCCUUCAGGAGGCUUCAGAAGGCUUCAUGGGGCUUCAGAGGAAAUUAUGUGCUCUGUAGAGCGUUGGGUUGACACCCGGGAGGUGGUGGUUUCGAAUCUCGCCCGAUGCAAUGUUUUUUUUUGUUGUUUUUGAGAAAUAUGUUCCUGGGGGGGUAGUUUAGCGAUAAAUUCAUCAGAUUUUUUCAUGGCAGAACUUCUGGGAUACUGUAGUUUGUUUUUAGUAGGUUUCAAAAGGUUUGAGAAGCCUUCUGACGCCUUUUGAACAAGCCAAACUGCUUGUGAACCUAAGAAAAAGUGGUCCAGAUUGGUCCAGAGGUGAAAAUUUGUAUCGUUUUUGUUUCAAAAAUUUUUUUCAGAAUUUUGCGAAAUCUCUUUCGUUGAAAAAAGGAUGAAAAUGCGGUCAUUUUGAUGUAUUUACUUGUUACAAAACCUUUCUUCAAUGCGACAAGCUUUUUUUGAGCGGCAUGCAAUAUCAAGGGUAUUUUGAACAUGGGAAAAUGUGAGGCCUGUGGUGUUGUGGUAGAGCGCUCGAUUGUGAGCUGAGAGGUGAUGGGUUCGAAUCCCACCCUAUGCAAUGUUUUUUGUUUUUUCUUUAUUUUCGUGUGCACAGUCUCCAUUUCCUUGUGUGUACACUAAAUGCGCUCAGCGCACUUGGCUGACGCUUUUUUUGUGUCUCCUCCUUCCUCCUUUUCUUCCUGUUCGCAUAUUUUGAAUAUUGUUUUCCUCCAUUUUCGGUGUUUUUUUUUUUGAUUUUGAAGCUUUUUUUUGCGCUUUUUCCUGGAAAUUUUGAGGUUUUAUUCCAUUUUUCUAGAAAAUGUUUUUGAGAAUGUUCUAGAAUACAUUCUGACUGUGAAAUCUUCUAAUUUUUCUUGUGAUUUUCUGUUUUUUUUUUCUGAUUUUUUCGCUUUUUUUUAUUAGAACUGAUAGUAUUUUGGCUAUUCUGUUGACUUUUGAAUGAAUUGUGUUGUUCUAGACUUUAACUAAUUUGUAGGUUGUAUUUGUGAUUUUCGAGUAAUCUCAUAAAACAUUGUUUUUUCUUUAUUUUUUUGUAUUCUUCUCUUCAUAUUCCGCUUUUCGUUGUUUAUUUUAUCAAUUUUUUAUUUUAAAAUGGUUUUUGCAGUGCUUCGAAGUCUUUUGUGGAUUCAACAAAUCGAUAAAUCGACAAAUCGCUUCUUCCGCCUCGCCAUCCCGGAGACUAAGGUUAGUUGUUUUUAUUUGAAGUCUAGGAAAAAUUCUGAUAUGUUUUUGAUAUUUUGUCAAACAUUUUAGAAAUUGAACUUUUUGUUCGAGAACCUUUUUGAAACUAAAAAUCAAAUUUUUUUUGUGGAAAAAUCAGUUUUAGAUCCAAGUUUUAAUAAAAAUUAUGAAUCCUUUUUGAAUUAGGAAAAAAAAAUGUUUGAGUUCGAAAAUGUUUGACAAAUUUUCAUUGACGUGUUUAAAAAAUAGGCGGGAAAUGUGGAAUUUUUGAAUUUUCAAUGGGAAAUCUAUAUAUUUUUCUGGUAAAAACUCUAGGCUUCUUGCAUAAAGAAACUGCUCUUAAAAUUUGAAAAAUCUAAGUUUCCCGCCAAUUUUCAACACGUCAUCAAAUAAUUUCAUAUUCAAAUUUUUUCGGCCAAAAACUCUGAAUUACAAACUGAAUUUUAUGCUAUAAUUUUGGUUUCAUAAAAUAUGAAUUUGAAAUUUCUGAUGACGUGUCAAAAAAAUAUUCUGGUUGAUUAUUGUUGUCUGAUUUUUCUGCUGAUUUUUGUCUGUAUUUUUGUUUCAUUUUUUGGCUGAAUUUUUAUCAUCUAUUUUGUUUUAUUCUGAAAAUUUGAUUUUAAAAUUUUUAUUGAAAAAUUUCAAAUUUCAAAAUUUUUUGGCUUUCAAGAAAAAAACUUUUCAAAAAAAAUCCAACCUUAGUUUUGAUGAAUUCCAAUUUCAUUAUUCAUUUUCUUGAUAUUACAUUUGAAUUUUUAGAAAACUUUUCGGAAAAAAAAACUUUCUAAAACCUAUUCUAAAUUUUUUCGUUGAAUUUUCGUCUGAUUUAUUUGUUGAUUCAUUUGUUGAUUCCUUUUUUUUCAUUCUGAAAAUUUGAUCUUAAAAUUUUUAUUGAGAAAAUUUCAAAUUUCGAACAAUUUGGCUUCCAAGAAAAAAAGCUUCUAGGAAUCUCCCUAAACCUUCAACUUUAGAUAUCUUUGACUUAUAAGAACUUUUUGAGUUUCUAGGAAUCUCUGCGAGCCUUGAAACUUUGCCUGGGCUAUUGGAAAUAUUUCUGACUGUGUUGAAUUCUUCUCUGAGCUUCUAGGAUUAUCCCACAGUCUUCAGAAGCAGCGUCAGCUUCAAAUGUUGGUUGAAAUUUUCCCUGACCUUCAAAACCUUCUUUGAACUUCUUUGCACACCCAUCCACAUAAUUAUAACCUUACUUGAUUUUUUUUUGAAAAAUUCCAUAUUUUGAGUUUUUUUUAUUAAUUGUACUCGAAAGAUGUUAAACACACGAAUUACAAUUGAAUUCAUAAAAAAAUUCAAGUUUAUUGAUCGAAAAAUGACUCGUGGCUAAAUCAGGAAGGCUUCCUAAUUUUGCCAUUGAUAAAGUCAUCGAUCAAUUUUUCAAAAAAAAACUUAUUGAAUCAAUUUUUUGUAUUAAGUGUACUCGAUAGGGACUGUUAGCCCCCAGGCGGAAAAAUAGUUGAUCAAAAAAAUAGAAUUCUCUUUAGACAGUACUCAAUAAAUGCUCACUGAAAAUUUCGCAUUUUAUUUCACAAAUAGACUCCAAAGUUUUGCGAAGUCUACUGUAGUCUUGGUUUCCUAAGCGAUUUCGGUUCUCUUCCAAGGUUCUUUUUUUUCGGAUUGACAAUAGACUAUUUUUUUCACGUCAAAAUUUUUCUGGGGGGAUUUCUAAGCAAAUUGAUGGUUAUUUCUUAUGUCAGAAAUGGUCUAGUAGUUAGAUCACGUGUUUUUUGUUCAGAAGGUCCUGUAGAUUUCUUCACCGACUUUUUGGAACUUUUUUUUGAGUUUCUAGGAAUCUCUGAGAGCCUUGAAAAGUUGCCAAAACUUCUAGACUGUGUUGAAUUCUCCUCCAGCGAAUAAUGAUCGAGGAAGUACUCUCCUAACUUUUUAUAGUUUCCCGAGUUUCCGAAAAUCGGUAAAAUUUUGAGUAAAAAAAUAGACCAAAAUUAAAAAAAUCGUUCCAUAGCUGAAACUUCACGGAAUUUAGCGUUCAAAUAAGCAAAAUGAAGCUGAAAGUGUAAAUUUUUGUGAAAAAAUUGAGUAUGUUUGUGCGAAACAAAAAACUUAUUUGAAAUAUGUUGAAAAAAUCUGACUAUAUUCACAAAUUCAUAUGAACUUGAUUCUGGAAACUUCUUUAGAAAAUAGUUGAGAAAAAUAUUUUAAGCUCCAGCUGUGGAUUCCAACAUGAUUUCAGUAAAAAAUAAUUAAAAAAAAUAGAAACAAAGAUAAAUUUGAGUUUGAAUUUCAGGUUGCUCCUGUGACAUCACAAGUCGAUGAUUCAACACAGCGAGGAAGAAUUUUAAGAAUCCGCUCUCAGCUUCAAAAACACGUGCUGGAAAACAUGCCGUUUAAUUUUCAAGUGAUUCAUCGGUUAGUUUUUUUUCAUUUCUAUAUUUUUCGAGAGCGUGGAGAUUUAAAAAAAAAUGGAAUUUUUCAAAACUUCUUCACAAGCUUCAGGGAAACUUGAGAGAUUUCAUAAUUCAUCGGAAAAAAAUAAUUCUGAACUUUUAGGAUUCAUCAAAAAAUCAAAAUAGUUUUCCAAACCAAUUUUUGAAAAAAAGGAGUUUUAGAAAUUUUAUUUGAAUUUUUUGAAUUUUGUUUAGAUGAAUCCUAAAUUUUUUGAAGUUUUUUGUGGGCUCAAAAUUAAUAUGAAUUAUGAAAUCUCUCAAAUUUCUCUGAAACUUGUGAAUUUGAAUUGAAAAUAGCGAAAAUUUGUUGAAUUGUUUUGAAUAUUUUUUUUUGUUUUUUCAAACUGAGUUUUAGAUGAAGCUUGUGAAAAAAAUUCAGUGGUUCAAAAGUUAGGGCUAAAUGUGAUUUUUUUUAGUUUAGUAAAAAAAGUUUCUUCAAAAUUCGAGAAGAAAAAUUUUCUGAAUAAAAGUGAUAUUUUUUUUAGUUGCAAAUGAAAAUUUACUAUAAAUCAAAGUAAAACAAAAUUAACCUUUGUCAAUUUUCCAGAUUUCCAUUGAUGGCCUUCUGA